Molecule: messenger RNA, 969 nt
Organism: Catharus ustulatus (Swainson's thrush)
Lineage: Eukaryota; Metazoa; Chordata; Aves; Passeriformes; Turdidae
Gene: ABHD16A
Product: abhydrolase domain containing 16A, phospholipase
Exons: 11
Biological process (GO): phosphatidylserine catabolic process; monoacylglycerol catabolic process
Cellular component (GO): endomembrane system
Molecular function (GO): glycerophospholipase activity; monoacylglycerol lipase activity
Source: RefSeq, a predicted model, not a curated record
UCACGGAGGCGCCGCCACUUCCGGCGCCGCUGUCAUGGCGAAGCUCCUCAGCUGCGUCCUGGGCCCGCGGCUCUACCGCGUGCACCGGCCCCGUUUGGGCGGCGCGGCGGGGCCGGGGAGCUCCGGCAGCGACCGCGGGGAGCCGGCCUGGGAUUCCUAUUACCAACCGCGGGGGCUGGAGAAGCACACGGACAGCGUGCUGGCGCUGGCCUCGGUGCUCUGGUCCAUCUCGUACUACGCCUCUCCCCUGGCCGUGUUCUACCUGUACAGAAAAGGCCUCCUCACCAUGUCCCGCGUGGUUCCCCUCUCCCACUGCGCCGCCACCCUUGGGCUCCUCCUUGCUGGGGUCGCCUGCCUGCGAGGGCUGGGCCGCUGGAGUAACCCCCAGUACCUGGAGUUCAUCGCCGUGCUGGAGGAGAGCCACCGCUCAGGCAGCCCUGAGAGCAAGCGCAAGCUCGGCCUCUACACGUUCGACUUCCGCAGCUGGCCCGUGGAUUUCCGCUGGGACAGCGCCGGGCCCGCCUGGGGCGGGGCCCGGGCGGUGCCGCUGCUCCAGAGCCCCCCCCGACCCCGCGGGGGCUCCCGGGGGCUGCUGGGAGCGCUCCGGAAACUUCCGUGUGCCCUCAUCAGGUACGUCCUGGCUCACACCCUGGGCCGCCGGAUGCUGUUCCCGGGCUCGGUGCGGCUGCUGCAGCGAGCGCUGCUGCCGGCCCUGCUGCAGGGCCAGGCACGCCUGGUGGAGCAGUUUGGAGGGCAGAGGGCCAAGCUGGUGGCCUGUGAUGGAAACGAGAUCGAUGCCAUGGUGAUCGACCGGCGGGGCCGGGACCCCCGGGGGGACACCCUGGUGAUUUGCUGCGAGGGCAACGCCGGGUUCUACGAGGUCGGGUGUCUGAGCACACCCCUGGAGGCUGGGUACUCGGUGCUGGGCUGGAACCACCCCGGAUUUGGGGGCAGCACCGUGAGUCUGGG